GAAUGCGAGGAUUAUAGCUAAAAGGCACAAAAUACAGUCCAUAAAUGCCGUAAGGGCUUGCCAACUAAUGAGGGCCAUAUUUUCAUUUGAAAAUAUGAAUUCUAAGGCCUGGAGAGAUUGCUCAGUGGUUAAGAGCACUUGUUUUUGCAGAGGACCCAGGUUCAAUUCCCUAAUAGCUUACUGCUGCCCUGCCACAAGUCUCUUGUAAAAUCCAGGAAAGGGGCUGACAAUUUUAUGCUCCAAAAUCUGUGCACUGGAAAGGGUGUGUGCCUGUGUGUGUGUUUCACACAUGUCAUGGCAUGCAUGCGGAGGACAGGGUACAACAUGGAUGCUGGUCUUGGCCCUCUCCCUUUCUGAGCCAGAAUCACUCUGUGGUGUGCCAUGGGUCAGGCUGGCUGGCCCAGAGGCGUCCACGGAUUCUGUUCACCCAUUCACCACAGGACCAAUGGGAUCACAGGAACAUUUCAUUAAAGAAGGAAGAUCCCAUCUGCUGUGUGGAGAAUGGAUGGGAAGAGAGAAAGAUCAUGCAGGAAUCAGCUGUAGGAGCGCAGUAUUCACACAGGCCAGAAGACACCGUCUGAUCUCUUGGGAUGGAGUUAGGGAGGCUGUGAGCUGCCAUGUGGUACCAAGCACAACUCUGAGCGACCCAGGCAUGUGGAUGGAGACUCAGCUGAGAGAAGGAAGAGACUCCUGAAGUCCCACAAUGCACACCUACACUCAGGCCAUCCACCUAGUGCAAGCUCCUGUGGGAGAACAGGACCAGACGUGGCCUGGAUGAGCCCGCAUUUUAGCUUGUAACGAAGACUAGUGUUCAUCAGGGCAGCUCACAGUUCGUUUACGCCUUCAAGUGAUGCUGAUCCUGACCCAACCCACGAGUGACGGUGACCACCUUCAGCCCACCAGUGGCAUCAGAACACUCCCGUGGAAAUCAGCGUGGACGACGAUUCUUCUCCCUGUCUCAUGUUCUGUUGUAGGAGCUGGCAUGGGACAGCAACAUGGAAACAGGAAAGGUCUCACCCACAGGGAAGUCCCCCGGGGCGUUGGGCUGUUGCUCUCCUUGGCCCUUAUGAAUGCCGCCCUUUACCUCUGUCUCGACUGGUUUUUCAUUUCCCCUCGACCUCCGGAGGACCCGAGUCGCUGUCCUCAUGGUUACUUUAGGAUGGGACGGAUGAAAAACUGUUCGCGCUGGUUGUCCUGUGAGGAGCUGAGGACAGAAGUGAGGCAGCUGAGGCGCGUUGGAGAAGGAGCCGUGAAGAGAGUCUUUCUGUCCGAGUGGAAUGAGCACAAAGUUGCUCUCUCACGGCUCACCAGGCUGGAGAUGAAGGACGACUUCCUCCACGGACUGCAGAUGCUGAAGUCUCUGCAGAGCCCGCACGUGGUCACGUUGGUUGGCUACUGCGAGGAGGACGGCACUAUUCUCACCGAGUAUCACCCCUUGGGUUCCCUGAGCAACCUGGAAGAAACACUAAACCUUUCGAAGUACCAAGAUGUGAACACCUGGCAGCACCGGCUGCAGCUGGCCGUGGAGUAUGUCGCCAUCAUCAACUACCUGCACCAGAGUCCCCUGGGCGUGAGGGUCAUGUGUGACUCUAACGACCUGCCCAAAACGCUGUCUCAGUACCUGCUGACAAGCAACUUCAGCAUUGUGGCCAAUGACCUGGAUGCGCUGCCCCUGGUGGACCAUGCCUCCGGGGUCCGGGUGAAGUGUGGCCACAGGGAACUCCACGGGGAUUUUGUGGCUCCGGAGCAGCUGUGGCCUUAUGGGGGAGACACGCCCUUCCGAGAUGACCUCAUGCCCUCCUAUGAUGAGAAGAUUGACAUCUGGAAGAUUCCGGAUGUCUCCAGUUUCCUUCUGGGGCACGUGGAAGGCAGUGAUAUGGUUCGAUUCCACUUGUUUGAUAUCCAUAAGGCAUGUAAGAGCCAGAUCCCCGCAGAAAGACCCACGGCUCAGGAUGUUCUGGACACUUAUCAGAAGGUUUUACAUUCGCUCAGAGAGUCUGUGAUGUCUCAGACAAAGGAGAUGCUGUAAGGUCAGGCCGUUAAAUGAUGGACUUAACAGCUGAAUGGCAUCCCAGCUGUUCUACUCUUGGUGAUGGAAGUGCUUUCGUGAACCUCGUGAUUUGUGGAUGCAGGGUCUCCUCCACAUCUGCCUGCACAUCUGAGUGUGCUCUGCUUUCCCAGCAACCCAGAUGGAAGUAGCCAAGUGGGAAAACCUUGCUUUACUGUGCUUCCUGGUGAAGAUGCAGAGAAUUCAUGGAUCCACACAGUGUUUGAAGGAAGUGGUAAAACGGUAAUCAUGAAGACACAUCGCCUACUCCGGUAACCAUGUUUAUAGAUUGGUAGGAAAUGGGAAAAAACAUACACUAAUUCUUCAGAGAACAUUGUUCCUAAUUUGAGCAGUCCUGUUGGAAGCUGGGGAUAUAGUGCCCAGUGGUCGGGUGUUUACCUGGUUCUUUGCAAAGCCUCGGAUAUGAUCCGUAGCAUACGCACACGCGUGCGCGCGCGCACGCACACACACACACACACACACACACACACACACACUCACACUCAAAGACCGUUUUGGGUGUCCAAAGCGCAGCCCUCAUCAGUGAGGCCCUUGUCAGUGUUAGAGAUGACCGUCUGUGAAGGUUCCAUGCAGUUUCCUCUCACUGAGCCAAGUACGCUGUGGCAGCAUGCUCUGGAGAGAGACGGUGAAUGGCUAGGACUGACUGCUGGGAACGGCAGGCUGCGGGAACUUCCUUACCUGCCUGGGAUGGUGCUGACCUGCGGUUUCUGGGUGAACAUUUCAUAUCCAAUGUUCCUCUUUACUAGACAGUGUCGAGCCUCCCCGGGCCUGCACAACUGAACACCUUAAACAAAAACUGUGGCGCCAGGAAUGGUGGUGCACACCUGUAAUCCUAGCGCCUGGGAAACAGAUUGGAGAAACUAAGAGUUCAGGCCUGUUAUGGGCUAUAUACCAUGAUCCUGUCUGUCCACGCCCCCACCCCAAUAAAAAAAAAUCUCUCCUGUGGUGCUGGCAUCCUUAUUUUGGGAGACAUGAGAGAGUCGGUGUGUCUUCGUGGCCACUCACGAGGUGUCCCCUGAACCUGAGCAGGCGACAGAUUCACCUGGAGUCACAGAUCGGGGCCCACCUUGGAGUGUCUAGCUUCACAGGGCUACAGGGAAGUCCAAGGGUUUUCAUUGUAACUGGUUCACCAUGCUGCUGCCCCUGGUGUUUCCCUCCUCCUACAGGGACCACCGUUCAAGGUUCCUGUCCCCCUUGAGAGGAAGGUACCAUAGGCCAAAGAAGUAGGCAGCAUCGGAUCUGAUUGUCUUCUGUAGCCUGUGGCUGACAAGGGGGUGAGCUUGCCCAGGUUUAUCUCUGUGAAGCACACAGGUGCUCCAUUCACUUCGGGUUUGUUUUACAAAAUCUCCACCAAGCCAAAUGGUAGUGGUGCACGCCUUUAAUCCCAGAACUCGGGAGGCAGAGGCAGGUGGAUCUCUUGUGAGUUCCAGGACAGACUCCAAAGCUGCAGAGAAACCCUGUCUCAAAAAACAUAAAAAACAAACCAACAAACAAAAAACUCCACCCAAACCCACUGGCUUAAAGAUAUUAACAAGUACUGGCCAGGAUGUGGCGUGAUUAGACCCCUUACUAUCCUGCUAGUGGGAACAUAACGGUGCAAAAGCGUAUUGGGGAAACAGUCAGGCGGUUAGUUCCCACUUUACUGUGCUCAGGGGCAGCUUAUAGAGGGCUCUGGCCACGCCCCACCUCACAGGAUCCUUCAGCUGCAGACUCAUCAGAACCCACUCCCCUGCCAUCAGGGUCUCGUGCUCAGAACAGCUGCAGGCUGCUCAGAGCAGAGGAAAACAAACAAGUUGUUUACAAGAAAUUCAGGAUCUGGUGGUCUGCAGUCCCCAACAACAGUCCUGAAGAAAAAGUGCUACUACAGAUGGUGCCCAAUGUGGGUGUCGUAUGAGGUGGGACUUUCCUUUGGACUGCCUAGCACAAAUAAUGACAUACAAACAAACACUUUUUUUUGUUUUGUUUUGUUUGGUUUGGUUUUUCGAGACAGCGUUUCUCUGUAGCUUUGGAGCCUGUCCUGGAACUAGCUCUUGUAGACCAGGCUGGCCUCAAACUCACAAAGAUCCACCUGCCUCUGCCUCCCGAGUGCUGGAAUUAAAGGCGUGCACCACCACCACCUGGCUCAUGCUGUAUAUUUUUAAAAGGUUCUAAAACUCUGGGGUAGUGGAUUAAGUAGCACAAGUAAUAAAAACCCAGAGGCAGAUUUUGGGCUUCAACCUGAAGAUCAGAAAAGCAAAGCAGCCAAGCCAUUAGAGAGUUCUUACAGCUAUGAAAUCUUCAUAUCAAAAGAGAGUGAGUUCCUGUCUCAUCCCGUCUUAUAUUCCUCUCUAGUGCUAGGAUUAGAGGUGUGCUCCACCACCACCCAACCUCUGUGGCUAACUAGUGUGGCUACUGGGAUUAAAGGUGUGUGCCACCACUGCCUGGCCUAUAUGACUGACUAGUGUGACUGCUUUGCAUUCUGAUCUUCAGGCAAUUUAUUAAAAUACAAUGAAAUAUCAAAAUGAGUAUAUAUGAUUUUGUUUUUAAAGACACAGAUGACAAGAAUAGGAACUUACAAAGAAGGAAGCAUGGAGCCAUUCUUUACUUCUAUAUAACAAGGCAAAAGUGUCAGUUUUGUGUGCACAUACUUGAAUGCAAUUAUGUUUUCUAAGGUAAGUUUUUAUUUUCCUCUGUUACCUAAUUUUUCCAUGUAAGUUUUAUUGAAGACAUCUAGCCAUCCCUACUCUAUUGAGAUAGUAAUUAUUAAUUCAAUGGAUUUGUCAAAAUUCCUUACUGAUUUGUUUGGGAUUUUUCUUUUCAAUAUUUUAAUUUUUUGGAUUUAAAAGUGCUUACCUGCAAUUAAGUGUGUGCAUGCACGCAGUGACCAGGAAGAUGAGAAAAGGGAAUCUGAUCCCUGGACUGGAGUUCCAGCCGCUAUGAAGGGUCAUGUGAAGGCUUCCUACAGUCCCUAACUGGGGAACCACCUACUGAGCUCUGUUUAGCUCACCUCCCUUCCUUCCACACUAGAGGUUGAGGGUUCUGCUCUAUCUAUCUGGGUAGAGCUUGUGGGUACUAAGCUGCUAUCUGCCAGGGCUGCUAUCACCUCCCCUUUAAUUUCCCCCAGCAUUUGGCAGCGUCAAGGGGCAGCAGGGGGCAGCCAUAAGCAGUAGUGCCAUCCUGUGUUACAGCCUUGGGCUAACAGCACCCUUAAUCCUACAACCAGUCCAGUCCCCUCCAGUAGCAUGGGUUAGAGCUCUCAGCUUAGGGUCUGGAGCUCCUGGCCCUGCAAACCUGAAUGCUCUCUCUUUUUUUCCAUGUCCAGGAACUUCUCUCGCUUCUUAAAACUUUUUUUAUGUUUUGUUUUUUGUUGUUGUUGUCGUUUGUGUAAUGGCCUGACCAUCCUGGAACUCACUCUGUAGACCAGGCUGACCUCGAACUCACAGAGAUCCUCCCCCCACCUCUGCCUCCCAAACGCUGAGAUUAAAGGUGUGCGCCAACAUGCCUGGCUAAAAUGUGAUUCUUUUAAUGCAAUUGCACGUUUAAUGCAACUUUGCAUAGUUGGAUUUUUAAAUGAGUCCAUCUGAGAAAUUAAAUAAAUGUAAUUGCAAAGCUAA
This is a messenger RNA of Alexandromys fortis (reed vole), 5661 nucleotides long. RefSeq names its product protein O-mannose kinase (gene Pomk). The transcript is spliced from 5 exons. Gene Ontology annotation, molecular function: protein kinase activity; carbohydrate kinase activity; ATP binding. Gene Ontology annotation, cellular component: endoplasmic reticulum membrane. Bases 851 to 2029 code for a protein of 392 amino acids. Gene Ontology annotation, biological process: carbohydrate phosphorylation; protein phosphorylation; protein O-linked glycosylation. The record is from RefSeq and is a predicted model, not a curated record. NCBI's taxonomy places the organism in Eukaryota, Metazoa, Chordata, Mammalia, Rodentia, Cricetidae.